AUGAAGUGUCGUAGUACGUUUACACAAGAUGCCUAUGACCGUGCUUGUAGCUCUUUUGAUGAAAGUGAUUAUGAAAAUGCCUCUCUUUCCAAGGCUGCCGCCCUGGUGGUUGGCGUGCACAAUCCAAUUGCUCUUGCAGUUGCAAUCGAGCUGGCCAAGAAAGGCUGUCGAUUAUAUGUGUUGUCCGCUGACAAAAAAAAAGGUACCGAUGCACUGGGUAGAAUAGUCAGUUCUUACCCUAGCUCAUGCUCUUUUCUCCCAAAGCUAUACAUCCACGACAUCUCUAAUAUUCACCAAGUAAAGGCUUUUAUUGAAGAGCUCACUAAGGAUCUGCAUGCUCUGUCGGACCACUUGUCAAUUGUUCUUUUUGAAGAAGAAUCGGUACAAGCGCAUUGGAAUGAGCCCACUGAGGAGGUACCGAUGCAGCCAGAUUUUUGUUCUCAUGUGCUAUCGUUAUAUUGCCUUUUGUCCCAACUGAUUUACCUGAAUUUGUUUGAUUCCUCCAGAGAAGCUGGCAAAUAUCCGCAUGCAAGGGUCAUCGUGAUCGAAAAUCCCGCCCUCUUGAGACGAUCUCUAUUGCCGAACAAUCUAGAAGGCAGUAAUUGGAAAAAGUCCUUUAAAUCAGGACGGGCCUACGCAAAUUUCAAGCGGCAACAGAUGGAGUUGAUCAUUUAUUUUGCAGCCGUGCAUCGUGAUAUUCAUUUUUACGGUGUAAAUCCCGGAUUGGUCAACAAUUCCGCGCUCAAAUACUUGUCCUCGACAACCUUAUCUUCCAUGAAGAAGAAAUGCAGAACAACAGAGCAAGCAGCGGACGGGGUGGCGUGGGCAGCCAUUUUCCCUUUGCUCUCGUCACAGAUCCCAUCAGGCAGUCUGAUUCUUGAUAGGAAGGUAUCUCCUGCGUAUCUUUGUUUUUGCAGCAGCAAGCCAUCUACGGCGCGAAGGGAGCGCUUUGCCCAGCGUCUCAAUCAGUACAAGUUGAAGUAUUAUGAUGAGGUGAGGGAAACGCCAACUCAAGGCUCCAUUUCAACCAAGUCGUCCCAAUUGAUUGCACCGGAUUCCGAUGCAAUUUACAAUAAUCCCGAGUUGCCCUCGUAUAGCGAUAAUGACGCCAAUUUGAAUAAAAAACAUUAG
Molecule: messenger RNA, 1131 nt
Organism: Mitosporidium daphniae
Lineage: Eukaryota; Fungi; Microsporidia
Exons: 1
Coding region: 1-1131 (376 amino acids)
Source: RefSeq, a predicted model, not a curated record